AUGGGCGCAAGCGCACGCCGACAGGAGCCGCCGACCUGCACGGUGCCGGCGAGUCCAGAAGCAGCUCCUGCCGAGACCUCGAACGAGGCGGAAGUGGUGGAGGUUGCGGAGAAGGUGCCGGAGCCAGCUCCAGAACUCACAACGAACUCUGUCGUUGAGUCUCCUGCCAUCAACCUCACGGGGGAGGACUGGGCCGCGUUCUUGACAUUGAACGCCUAA
This is a messenger RNA of Symbiodinium natans, 219 nucleotides long. The record is from the annotation of a GenBank genome assembly. Lineage: Eukaryota; Dinophyceae; Suessiales; Symbiodiniaceae.